Messenger RNA from Rhagoletis pomonella (apple maggot), 852 nucleotides. Its product is annotated as general odorant-binding protein 99a-like. The record is from RefSeq and is a predicted model, not a curated record. The transcript has 2 exons. Bases 167 to 634 code for a protein of 155 amino acids. Gene Ontology annotation, molecular function: odorant binding. Gene Ontology annotation, biological process: sensory perception of smell. Lineage: Eukaryota; Metazoa; Arthropoda; Insecta; Diptera; Tephritidae.
CUCUGCGAUUAAAGUACCCGACUUAGCAUACAUAGUGUGAAUUGCGCCCAAGUGUUCAGAGACUACAUACAUAUGUAUAUAUUGUUUGCGAAUUAAGCGUCCGACGACUAGGGCGAAUGUUUCAUUCUUCUCAGUUGCAUUUUAAACCGUGACACUUUCAAAAGCAAUGAAGCGCACAACGUUUGCUUAUAUUAUAUUCUUGUUUACAUUUUGCAUGCCUAUCAGCGCCGACUUCGAGGAGAAAACUGAGGAUGAUUUCUUGACUGCCAGUGAACAUUGUUACGAACGUGAACGCUUGCCGGCUAGCUAUCAGCGCCGCUUCGACAACUUUGAUUACCCCAACGAAGAGCCAGUGCAUCGAUAUGUACAUUGCAUUUGGACAGAGCUAAAGCUGUGGAAUGAUCGCACCGGUUUCAAUGUAGAGCACAUAGCGGCGCUUUAUCGCGAUAAAGCGAAUACGGAAGUACUGGUGCCAAUAUUGAGCGACUGCAAUCGAAAUGCACAAAAUGAGCCGACACUUAAGUGGUGUUUCAAUGCAUUCAAAUGUGUGUUGAAUAGUCGCGUGGGUCAAUGGUUCAAGGAGGAUGUUGGACGUAAGUUACAAGACACAAAAACGACAAAUCAUCUCGGUUGAGCUGCAUGCGUAUGCAUACAUAUGUAUGUAUGUAUGUAUGUACAUAUGCAUUUAUAUACCUACGAGUAGUAGAAAUUAAAGAAAAGCAAAAGUUUUGAAUAUCUGUUUAUACUUUGGCGAAAUCAAAUGCCAACUUUAUUAACUGAUAUCAUUUAAAUUACAUCUACAAAUAGUAAUACAAUGUGCUUAAAAUAAACUUAGUUUGCAAAUUUAAAAUA